Messenger RNA from Aspergillus chevalieri, 1296 nucleotides. RefSeq names its product fumarylacetoacetate hydrolase FahA (gene fahA). The transcript has a single exon. Lineage: Eukaryota; Fungi; Ascomycota; Eurotiomycetes; Eurotiales; Aspergillaceae. Gene Ontology annotation, molecular function: fumarylacetoacetase activity. The record is from RefSeq and is a predicted model, not a curated record. Gene Ontology annotation, biological process: L-phenylalanine catabolic process; L-tyrosine catabolic process; homogentisate catabolic process. The coding region runs from base 1 to 1296 and encodes 431 amino acids.
AUGGCUUCGUGGCUUCAGAUCCCGAAGAACUCACCCUUUUCGCUGGCCAAUAUCCCCUUUGGCAUUAUCUCCUCAACAAAGGCAUCCCCUCGAGUUCCCGCGAUCGCAAUUGGUGAAUAUGCGCUGAACUUGAGCGCCUUUGCCUCGUCUUCUGGCUUCUCGCAGCUCCCCGCAAUCCAGCCUCAUCUCAGCGUCUUUAACGAGCCAACAUUGAACGCCUUUGCCGCUCUCGGUCGUCCGGUACAUCGCCAGGUCCGCGAAUACCUUCAAGCCGUUUUCCGCGCCGACACUCCGUACCCUCAAGUCCUCAAAGACAAUGCAAGCUUGCAGAAGGAAGCGCUCUUGCCUCUGUCAGAAGUGACGAACCACGUCCCUCUGCAAAUCGGUGACUACACGGAUUUCUACGCCGGUCUCAACCACGCUUACAACGUCGGUGUGCUCUUCCGUGGUCCAGAAAAUGCUCUACAGCCCAACUACACCCAUCUUCCUGUCGCAUACCACAGUCGCGCAUCGUCUGUGAUCGUUUCGGGCACACCCAUCCACCGUCCCAAUGGACAAAUCCUGACCAACCCAGCUGCCAACCCCAAGGUCCCUACCUUCUCUCCGUGCAAGAAGUUGGACAUUGAAUUGGAACUGGCUGCGUUUGUUAGCAAGCCCAAUGACCUGGGCAAGCCAGUUCCCGUUAACGAAGCCGAGGACCACAUCUUCGGUCUGGUACUGAUGAACGACUGGUCUGCCCGUGACAUUCAGGCCUGGGAAUACGUUCCUCUGGGUCCUUUCAACGCGAAGAACUUUGCCACCACAAUCACCCCCUGGGUUGUCCUCAUUGAUGCAUUGGAGCCCUUCCGCGCGCCGGGUCUCGAGCCAGGUGACCGUGAGACUCUGCUGCCCUAUCUCCGUGAGAAGCGCGCUGUCAACGCCUUCAACAUUCCCCUCGAAGUUGAAAUUACGCCUGAUGGUGGAAAGUCGACGGUUAUCUCGAAGAGCAACGCGCAGAACCUUCUGUACUCGUUCCCUCAGAUGCUUACGCACCAUACCAUUACGGGAUGCAACAUGAACACUGGUGAUCUGCUUGGUAGUGGUACGAUCUCUGGAAAGGAGCCGCAAACACAGGGUAGUAUUCUGGAGCAGACAAAUGGAAAGAAUCCCAUCAAGCUGAGUGAUGGUUCGGAGCGUAUCUUCUUGGAGGAUGGCGAUCGCGUUGUUCUGCGUGGUUUGGCUGGUGAGGAGGGAAGUUACGUGGGCUUCGGUGACUGUGAGGCUACUAUCCUGCCGGCGUUGAAGCUUGAAUUUUAG